This is a messenger RNA of Ectocarpus sp. CCAP 1310/34, 3217 nucleotides long. Lineage: Eukaryota; Phaeophyceae; Ectocarpales; Ectocarpaceae. The record is from the annotation of a GenBank genome assembly.
ACCCAACUCAACAUGCCUCGUUCGUCGCGGACCUCCAUGGGCAAGGGACGCACCGACGGCGAUGAAGGUUCGUCGCCAGCUGCUGCUACCCCCCGCAGAAGAAGCCCGCGUGGUUUGAAUGGGAGCGACGGCAGUGUCUCUUCUGUCCCCGCUGCCGGCGGCCCGCGAAGCAGGAGGGCCGGUCGAGAGGCCAGCACCAAGGCACCAAAGUCAAGGAAGCAGGGCCCGAGGGACUCCCCAUCUUCCGCCGGCCACUCGUCCGUUCCACUGGAAAAUCCGCCCUCGUCUCCUCCAGAAGGCACGGCGGUCGCUAGCAGCAGCAACGGGGUUCAGCGUCGCACAGCAGCAGCAGACGAAACCGUCAGCGGGAGCACCGCCGCCUCCGGCACCGGUGCAACACCCGUCGUGGAUUCUUCGGAUGUGGCCGGAGUGGCGGAGGAGGAGGAGCACGAGGAGGAGGAAGAAGAAGAAAAUGCGCGGGCGGAAACGGGGGGUAACACAGCGGCUGACGGCGUGCCGGCGGUGAACUCCAGAAGGGAGGCGUUUGCCCAGGUAGCUCGUGCCCGUGGAGCACACUUCGCCCGUCCCGAAAAACCACCUGCCCCUGGCACUGCCAGAGCAGGGGCGGCAGCGAGAGGUGCCAGUAGCGGCAGCGGUGGGAGCGGACGGCGGCGGGGCGCUGCUGCUGAUGCUGCUGCAGCCGGAGAGGGUGAUGAUGCUCCGAAGGAGCUAUGGCCUGGCCCCUUCGCCGAAGCACGACGUCUGAUGGACAACCGCGAGGCGGCGGCCGCUCUCCGAGAGUCUAUUCGGGUCAACGGCAAGGCCCAGGCAGCUUCGGACGAGGACGGCGACAGCGACGACGAUGAGGAGACGCCUCCCCCUAUCAAGGUGGACUGGAAACCCACGGGGAAGGGGAGCAGAAGUGGCAAAUCGCGGGCCAUCCCCUCGUUGUUUCGCCUUUGCCUCGACCUUCUGGCGGACAACUUCGACCACAUUGAGUCUCUAGGGGACGUGUCGCCCGAGGUUCGUAACCACCUGGCUGCGGUCAUGUGCCGCCAGCUCAAGUUAACCACGGAGGCCCUGCAGAGGCUUUCUGAACCCGGGGUAACCGAGAUCAUCCUCCCCGACUGCAGCCGCAUCGAGCCCGACCAAAUGCGCGACUCCAUCCUGCAGUGCCGACGCACCCUCAGGGUCUUGAGGCUCGGCACAUGCGGCCGGUGCAUAGGAGACGCCACGCUGGAGGCCCUUACGAAGGCCGGGGGAGUUCCAAGGUUGGAGAUGGCGUCCUUGGCGGGCACGUACCAGCUGACGGACACUGGUGUGCUGGAGCUGCUGCGCUGCUGCCCGAGACUCACCGGGCUAGAGCUCUCCGCUAACUCGCGCAUCACGCUCAAGGCCCUCGAGAAGAUGGUCGACAAGGAACGGCCCAUUGGGAUGGCACUGACGACACUCUCGUUGACGGAUUGCAUCCAGCUCGGGCCAGACGAGCUGGAGCCGUUGAAGGGAAUGGCCUGCCUGGAGAGGCUUUCUCUCAGCGGGUUAGCCAAGCUCACAGACGGAAUCCUCCUGCAGAUCUUGAAGGCGUGCGGCGGACGGUUGCGCCACCUGGACAUCUCGGACUGCACGGACCUUACCGACGCCACGCUCAAAGCCAUAGGGGAGCGGUGCGGGGUCCUGGAGUCGCUCAACCUUGGCCUGUGUCCCCUCCUCACGAGUGGUGCAAUCCAAGAGAUUUUUCAGUACAGCGGGAGCUCUGCAGAGGCGUCGACGGGGCGCCUCGCGCAAAAUCCAAGCGCUACAACCGCCCAAGACGAUGGUGACAUCAACCCCGCCAGCAGUGGCGCCGGGGGCGCUUUGAAGGGGGAGGGGAAAGGUAAGGGGAAGGGGAAGGGGAAGGGUAAAGGUGCGGCGGUAACCGCGUCUGUGGCUGCGGUACCGCGGUCAGCUUCCGCCGCAGACGGGGGCGAUGGGGGUGGUGCACGGCUGGGACACACCAUGCUCAAGUCGAGGCUGACGAGCGUGUCUUUCCGAGGGCUGGUGCAGGUGGACGACAAGGCAGUGGAGGCGAUGGCGGCCGCGUGCUCUGGCAGCCUUCGCUCUCUGGACCUGAAGGGACUGGCUCUCAUCACGGACAGGAGCCUGGUGGCGCUUGCGAGGUACUGCUCGUCAUCGUUGGAAUCGUUGGACCUGUCCUUCUGCAGGUCGGCCACCGACGACGGCUUGGGGCACCUGGUGGACGCUUGCGAGGACCUGAGGUCUCUCCGCCUGUGGGGGUGCAUGCAAGUCACGGACCGCUUCCUGAGGGGGCACAGCAAGGAGGAGCUCGUCAUCUCGCGCUACUGAGGGUCGGCCGAAGCACAGCGGUGCGCUCAUCUCGCAACACAGCAGGAACAGGGGCACAUAAAUUUGAAAGGGGAAAAGGAACGUGAUGCUGGCACUCCACGCGCCAAGGGGGAGGGGAGGGGGGGUGUCGAUCGGAGAAGGAGGCCGUGGGGCGCUUGCUUGGUCGAGGCUGGUCGAGGAGAAGGGGGGCUCCGCAGAAUGCUGUCCUGGUUUCGUUCGAGGUUGCAGCGCGUGCAUGUGUACGCGUGUGCUGGCAUCUUGCAGCAGCUGUGUACUGACUGUAAAGACAUCUGUAGCCUUGUUUGGUUUGGUGGAUACUGCUGUGACACGUUUGGAUGUACCGAUCUCGGAGGAACACUCCUACAGCACAAUCGGUAGCUGUUGGGGGACUGAGCUGCCGAUCGAACACUCCGCCGGGGGACACAGCAGUAAUUGUUAGCAUUUUUUUGGUUAUUCUCGUGAAUAUCAUUGUGUGUAACGUCCGGAGCGAAAGCGAAUGGAUGAAGUCAUGUAAGGAAGUCGCACCCCCUCGUACUGGAAGUGGGAAGGAAACAUUGUUUUUUGCUGUAGAGGGAGAUGGUGUCAUUGGCGAUAGGAAUCGAGUUGCGUAGGUAAGGGACGAGUUGACCCCUCCCGCGCCGCGUUGUUGUGCGUGUUUUCGUCAACGCCGCGCACGGCUCUUGAGACCGUCUAUUCUGUCGCCUUCUGUGCAGUAGCUGCCACUUUUUACCAAGGGUGCGUCGUGUUCAGAAAAAGUAAGUCACUUGCGCACGGCUUGCCUUGUCCGGUGUACAGAAUGAGGUGAGCAACGAAUUAUAGGCACAUGCGAAACAUGAGGAAAUACGGAAUUACAGACUAUUUACCCCCUUCUUCU